CCAGUAUAUUGUUGUUGCUGAGCAAAAAAAAAGGGACAAAUCUAGUCUAAAUAAAGCUUUAAGAGUAAUUGAAGCGUUAUUCAUUUGCACACGCGGGAUGCGAGGCGAAUGAAGUGAAUUGAUUUCUAAUGCCUCCCCCGCAAUCAGGAUUCCCUCGUCUGUGAGGGCCACUAGGCUUUAGUCGAGGAUAUCCUCAGAUUAUGACGUGAUGAGCUACAGUUGGUGGAGAGGAAAUAGAAAUGUCAGUUGAGAGGUCAUUGCCGAGAUUAAAACAUGCCAAGGGAGUGCAUGAUUGUGGACUCUUCCUUCACAACUUCCAACUUCAACACUCUGCUCUUUUGACAGGCGACAUUUCUGCUGUUUCAAACAAAAAGAAUAGGAGAUCAACCCUUGGCUGGAGAAAGAAAAGUGGACACUAUGAGCAGUGGAGCUCUGAGUGGCCUCUUCUAGUUCAUACUCAGUGGUAAGUCUGCUAAGAGGACACUGUGAUGCAUGUGGAGCGGUGGAGCGCUCUGAGUGGCCUCUUCUAGUUCAUACUCAGUGCUAUCUGUAGGCAGUGAGGAGCACCACACAGAGAAGAUGAAAGUGAAAUGGACCACACUGGGCCUGGUCUUCUUCCUGCUGCUCUCCCUCGUCAUGACUGGCUGCUUCAUAUGGCAGUACAGACAGCCCAAGCAGAGCACCGUAGAGGAGAUCAUGGUGAACGACGCCCAGCAGGAGGAGAUGUGUCCCCGCUUCCCAGAGCCUGUUCCCCUGCAGCACCCCAUCCCUAUUCUCAAAGAGGCACUGGAAAAGGUGGAUGGACUUCUGAGGCAAAGUAUUAAUGCCACCAGCCUACCAGCCAUCUCUGCCAUCGUCAUAUUCAAUGAUUCUGUGUUGUGGAAUGGCAACUUUGGGAGAAAGAAUGGAAGUGACCCGUUCUCCCCACUACCAAAUGAAUACACUGUGUACAGAAUUGCUAGUUUGUCAAAGAUAUUCCCUGUACUUAUGCUGUACAAGUUUUGGGAAGAGGGUAAGGUGGCCUCUCUGGAUGACCCUCUGGAGAAGUAUAUGGAGAACUUUACCAUAAAGAACCCACUGGGAAAGGCAGGAGACUCUGACCUCAAGUCCAAACCAGAUGGAUCCUCCAACACCCUGGAGAGGAGGGCCCGCACCUCCUCCGUCACCCUGCGCAGGAUGGCCAGCCAGCUCUCUGGAUUACCCAGACGCCUCAGGUCAACCAACCUUCUCUGGCGGGGCAGCACCGAGGCUGCUGUCAGUUUACUCCAGGACGACGUCCUCGUGGCAGACCCAGGAACCAAAUGCCACUACAGUAACCUGGCCUUCUCUCUGCUGGGUCACGUUUUGGCAGAGAAGGUGGCAGGCACUAAGUACCAGCGCUGGGUCACUGAAAACAUCCUGAACCCGCUGGGCAUGGAGGACACAGGCUUUGUCAUUACACCGGAGGUGCAGAGCCAGAUGGCCGUGGGGUUCUACUCCAGUGGGCAGAAAGCGCCACUCUACGACCUGGGCUGGUACCAGCCGUCUGGUCAAAUGUUCUCCACGGCGGCGGACAUUGCCAAGCUGGGCAUGGCGUUACUUGGGUCGUACAAGCGGCCGCGCCCGCUGCUGCAGCCCGACACGCUCAAGACCAUGCUGACACCGGUGUUCCGCUGUGACAAGAGCUACUUCGCCAACCAGACGGGAACGCCGUGGGAGGUGGACGAGCUGCUCGGCUACGAGUUGGUGCAGAAGGCCGGGGAGCUGGACGGCUACUCUGCCACCUUCUCCCUGGUGCCGCGCCUCAAGCUGGGCCUGGUGAUCCUCAUGGCGGGAGCCAAGCCCAAGGACGAGGACUUUGUCACCAAGGCCUACAGCUUCCUCAUCCCCGCCAUGGAGAGUGCCUUUCGGGAGGCCCCACGCGUCUUCACCCCUCCCCCCAGCCCGAGCCCUUAUGAGGGGUACUUCACCUACGGCAACAUGACCUUCUAUGAGAUCAGAGCAGGGGAGGACGGCGUUCUGAUAAUGCAGCAGUUCGGUCCCCAGGUGGAAACCAUGGUCCCGGCUCAGUACAGGACUAUCAGGCUCAGCUAUCUGGAGGACAGGGUGUUUAGGGUCGUGUUUGAGAAGGAGUACCCCUGUGUUUUGAGAGUCAAUUCUGCCUCUGUCUCCCUGGAGAACCAAGACAGACAACUUUUCAAUUUCUACUCCUUCAACAGAAAGGGUCUCUCGCCUGGCUUUGAUGCCCCGGGACUAAAUACCUAUAGGGUCGUCAGGAUUUCUCGUAAACCUUUUUUCACCAGAUAACGUUAGCAUAGCACAGCACAUGAUGGUGGGAAAGAGGGACCUCACCAUGAUAAAUGAGUCGAACCCUCAACAGGUUCAGUGUUAUCAGAAUAGCUCGUGAACCUUUUUGUUUCUGAGAAAUGUUUGUGAAGCACUUGACAGAGGGAAAGAAUUACCUUCCCAUGAUAAAAGUGUCAAACUGAUAAAACUGUCUGCACAACUUCAUUUCUGUUACUAGGUUUGGAAUUUGAAAAGGACAAAUCACUCUCUGCGAGUGGGUUUACCACCAGUAUGUUUUGUUUUGAAAUCAGCUCCAAAUACUACUGCUGCUGUGGAAAUUGCACAAAAAAAAGGAUAUGAGCAGAAGCUGGCAAAGCUAUCCCAUAUUUUUGUACUGUUGUCUGAAACCGUGUAAAUAGACUUCAGUAAUGGCCUUUUUAAAUGGUUUUUUUUUUUUUUAAUUCAGGGUACAUUUUUGUUAGGCCAUUUUUCUUUCUGUAAAGUGAACUUUGCAGGAAUAUGGCCUUAUUCAAUUAUCAUUGUUGUCUCUGAAAGAUGUCUUAAGGCAGAGAAAGUGCCUUUCGCAUGUGUCAACCACAAUCUUGAGUGGUUCUCUUUAUCAUUAUGGAACCCUUUUUGAAGGAAAAUGUAUGAGAAAACCAUUUAUAAAAACCUAGUAUCAUCAGUUCUAUAUAUGUAAAAGGAAGAAAUAACUGUACAUUACUACUUGCCCUCAGCAUCUCUGUAUGAUAUAUAUGAUAAACCAUGCUGUCAGAGUGCAGACCUGGAAGUUUCACAUUGCCGAACAUCAGAAUUUUUCAAGAGAACUGUGUGACCAAGUUUACGGCAAAUUGUAUAUAUCUCGUGAUAGUUAUUCAUUGUUAACCACUCUUACCCACUCUACAACUCAAAGAGGUCUAUACACAAUUUCUAUAGGUGUGAAUAGCAAGCCAACCUAUCCACACACGCGCGUAAAGUCACAGAGAUAAUGAAACAAUCAAACAAUGAAAUAAAAAUGUAAAAAUGUGUAAAAAUUAAGAGUGUGAUUGUGUAAAUACAUGUGUUAUAACUUGUGUAUAUAAUAAAAAUGGAAUAUAUUGUAUUUACAUGUU
Clupea harengus (Atlantic herring) is the source of this 3377-nucleotide messenger RNA. It is a transcript of the gene lactbl1a, whose product is annotated as lactamase beta like 1a. The record is from RefSeq and is a predicted model, not a curated record. Lineage: Eukaryota; Metazoa; Chordata; Actinopteri; Clupeiformes; Clupeidae.